Messenger RNA from Aspergillus ochraceoroseus IBT 24754, 1225 nucleotides. Its product is annotated as homoserine dehydrogenase. Bases 80 to 1189 code for a protein of 369 amino acids. The record is from RefSeq and is a predicted model, not a curated record. Gene Ontology annotation, molecular function: aspartate kinase activity; NADP binding; homoserine dehydrogenase activity. Gene Ontology annotation, biological process: aspartate family amino acid biosynthetic process; L-homoserine biosynthetic process. NCBI's taxonomy places the organism in Eukaryota, Fungi, Ascomycota, Eurotiomycetes, Eurotiales, Aspergillaceae. The transcript has 2 exons.
AUUUCUUCCAUCUCCAGGUCUCUGCUUUCGUCGCUUUUCCUCCCAGACGAUAGAAAUUGAGUGAUUGACCCUAAUUGAUAUGUCUACCCCUAUCUAUCUUGGUGUUAUUGGCGUUGGAGGUGUUGGGAGUGCCUUCAUCAAACAGCUUGCCCAUCUUCCCAAUGCUCCAAAGCUUAUCCUCCUCGCUCGCUCUAGCCAGACUCUCCUGGCCCCCGCUCCAUCCUACUCUCCCGCCAUCCCCGCUGCGGACUGGAAGACCGCCAUUGAGACUCCUUCCCUGACUACCUCUGGUGCCCUGAGCCCCGAAGAGAUCGCUUCGUACCUCUCCGCUGCCCCCGGCCGCUCUAUCCUUGUCGACAACACCAGUGACGUUGCCCUCGCCAGCUCCUAUCCCGUCUUCCUCCGCCAGGGCAUCUCCAUCGUCACCCCGAACAAGAAGGGGUUCUCUUCCGACCUGAGCCUGUGGAAGGAUAUCUUUGCCUCCGCCGCCCAAGGCAAGGCUCUUGUUUACCACGAGAGCACUGUUGGUGCUGGUCUCCCCGUGCUCUCCACCCUGCGGGAUCUCGUCGCGACCGGCGACCAAGUCACCCGCAUCGAGGGAGUCUUCUCCGGCACGCUCUCGUUCCUGUUCAACACUUUCGCGCCUGCGUCGGGAUCCUCCUCUGCGAAAUGGAGCCAGGUUGUUGCCCAGGCCAAGGAGUUGGGAUACACAGAGCCUGAUCCUCGGGAUGACCUCAACGGCAUGGACGUUGCCCGCAAGCUUACCAUCCUGGCUCGUAUCGCUGGUUUGGAGGUGCAAUCGCCGGCCUCGUUCCCUGUUGAGUCUCUGAUCCCUGCGGAGUUGGCUUCGCUGCCCUCUACCUCGGACGGCAUUGCGCAGUUCAUGGCCCGUCUUCCAGAGUUUGAUGGCCAGAUGACUGCUGUCAAGGAGGCCGCGGAACAGGUCGGCAAGGUGGUGCGCUUUGUGGGGAGUAUUGAUGUCGGAACGAAGGAGGUGCGUGUUGGACUGCAGCAGUUCGACAAGGACAGUGCCAUUGCCGGGCUGAAGGGUAGCGAUAACAUCAUCAGCUUCUAUACCCGCCGCUACGGCAACAACCCGCUUAUUGUGCAGGGCGCUGGCGCGGGUGGCGAUGUGACUGCUAUGGGUGUAACUGCUGACCUGCUCAAGGUGAUUGAGCGGCUGCACUAGUGCAUAUAUGAAAAAAAAAAAAAAAAAAAAAAAAAA